Neohortaea acidophila is the source of this 1491-nucleotide messenger RNA. Its product is annotated as major facilitator superfamily domain-containing protein. The record is from RefSeq and is a predicted model, not a curated record. Bases 1 to 1491 code for a protein of 496 amino acids. Gene Ontology annotation, cellular component: membrane. Gene Ontology annotation, biological process: transmembrane transport. Gene Ontology annotation, molecular function: transmembrane transporter activity. The transcript has 4 exons. Lineage: Eukaryota; Fungi; Ascomycota; Dothideomycetes; Mycosphaerellales; Teratosphaeriaceae.
AUGCUUCACAGCGAUGCGCCAACCUCUCAACUCCUGCCCAAAGGCCGAUCGACGCUGGUCAUAAUACAACUAGCAGGAAUUAACUUCGUCACCAGCUUCAGUGGAGGCUUGAUCGUUGUCGCGCUGCCCGCCAUCUCAGCCUCUCUCGACUUGCAGCGCAGCCUUAUGCUCUGGCCCAUGUCCGCCUACGCCCUGACGACCGCCUCGUGUCUCUUGCCUGCCGGAGCCGUGGCAGACAUCCUCGGAACGCGAGUGGUAAAUCUGGUUGGCUGCUUCUUCAUCGCUUCCUUCAUCUUGAUUGCCGGGUUUGCGCGGACUGGUCUCCAGCUGAUCAUGUUCCGCGCCAUGCAAGGCAUUGCCGCUGCGCUUGCUCUGCCGUCUGCACUCUCUAUAAUAUCUGGAUCCAUUGAGAGCGGGAAGCGGCGAAAUGUCGCCUUUGCCACGUUGGGUCUUGCGAUGCCACUAGGAUACUCUUUCGGAGUGGUUCUCGGCGGAGUCUUCGUCACUGGCCCUGGAUGGCGAGUAGGUUUUUAUGUUGGCGGAGCGGUGACGUUCCUCUUGUUCGCCGUGGGUAUUUGGGCUCUGCCGACAGAAGAUGCAAGUAAUCGACCGGAAUUGUCGUUGUGGAAGCGACUCGCCCGUGAAGUGGACUGGGUUGGAGCUACCAUUGCCAGUGCAUCCAUCGCACUUCUUUCCUACGUCCUUGCAACGCUUUCAGCCAGCACCGACAACAUUAAGAAGGCCUCAAACGUUAUCGUGCUUACGCUGAGCAUCGCACUCAUGCCCGCCUUCGUUUAUUGGAUGAAACGACAAGAAAGACUCGGGAAGCCAGCGCUGAUACCCAACUCGCUGUGGAAAAGCCUGACAUUCACCUGUAUCUGUAUAGUCGUUCUGCUAUCCAAUGCUGUCGCCGACGCCGGCGAACUAUUCGCCAGUCUAUUCUUCCAAGAAGUCCAAAACCUCUCCGCACUGCAAGCGUCGAUCCGGAUCCUCCCCAACGUCGUGCUCGGCAUCGUCACCAACUUGUCCACCGGCGUCUUCGUCAAUAAAAUGCCGGUGGUGUACGCCGUAUUCACCAGCUGCGCGCUGUGUGCCAUCUCCCCACUCUUGAUGGCCAUCAUCAAUCCCGCUUGGCCCUACUGGUACGAUGCAUUCUUUGCGCAGCUCCUCGGCCCAAUUGCCGCAGAUGUCAUCUUCACCGUCGGCAUCCUCAUCAUCUCCGAUGUCUUCCCGGCGAGAACUCAGGCUUUAGCCGGCGCAGUCUUCAACGCCCUGUCUCAGCUCGGUACCUCGGUUGGACUGUGCAUCACGCAGGUGGUCUCUGUUGCAGUAACGCGGGGAUCGGACCACGACAUCAAGCCGUCCGACGAAACGUUACUGGCGGGGUACCGAGCGACGUUCUGGACGUUAUUCGCAUGGAUGCUUGCGGCUUGCUUCAUUGGCGCUUUUGGGCUGAGGAAGGUGGGUAAAGUGGGGGAGAAGCGUGAUUGA